Molecule: messenger RNA, 423 nt
Organism: Fraxinus pennsylvanica
Lineage: Eukaryota; Viridiplantae; Streptophyta; Magnoliopsida; Lamiales; Oleaceae
Source: the annotation of a GenBank genome assembly
AUGUGGAGCUUUGCCCCAAUCGGAGCUGCUGCAGUGGAGCAUAACGACAACCUAUCACCUCCGAUGGUAGCUGUGAUUGUGGUGUGUAGAUCUGUGGGUGCUGAGGUGGUGGUGGAUACCAAGGAGAUCGAGGGGGACGCAGCGGUGGAGGCAGAGGUGGUGGUUGUGGUGGUAGAAGUGGCAGGGAAGGAAUUGUAUGAGCAAGACGUUGACAAAAGUAUCAAAAUUUAUCGUCCUUUGGAUAAAUCUUGGUGCGAGGGUUGGGUGAAAUCGUUUGAUAACAUUUUGGGGAAGCAUUUGGUGCGGUAUAAGGAUGCCAACGAGGAAUUAUUGAAUCUUGCAGAGGAAAGGAUUGAGUGGGUAGCUCUGCCGGUGAUGAAUAAGUUUUCAGAGACUGCGAAGGAUUUCAGUGGUAGAAGAUGA